AUUCUUUUAAGUGAAAGUAAAACGAACAAUUACCACUGAUUCAAAUACCCGUUAUUAAAAAUAUGAGAAUUCUACUGAUCUUUGCAUUAAUUGGCAUUUGUGCCUUGGGUGGUGGAAAGGCUGUGGUAACACCACACAACAAUCCUGUUGUUAUACCGACAGCAGUACCUCUUAACACUUUGGCUCAGGAUUUGGAUGAAAUUAAGCGUUUAAUUCCCACAAAACCCAUACAGCAAUUGGCCAUACGUUAUCUGCUCAACGAUGCACAAUUUCAAACAUUCGUACGCCUUAUUAACUCUCACGAUGGUUAUAUGACACAAAUGCGUUUCCGUUCUCAACCCGAAGUUAUGCGUCUUACAUCCUGGAUACGUAGCCAAAUAAUGUUGUCAGCUGUGGACUUGGAAUCAGAUGAAUCUAAUGAAUCUUUGAGAAUUAUCAAUCGUUCUCCAUUCUGGUCUCAAAAUGUUUACGGUUGGCAGGGAUUUGUUAAUGAAUUUCUUCUUUACUAUCCUGAGGAUAUGAUACGUACGCAUGUUCAAUCGAAAGUUGCUCAAAAUGGAAUUUUUGCUCAGUUUGUUCAACGCGUUAGAGAUUUGAAGCCUGUUUAUGAUCGUGUUAUUGCCUUGCCGGAGGCACAACGUUUAAUUCGUAAAUUGCAAGCAAAUGGUAUUGAUACAGCUGCCCUUGAUACAUUCAUUCGCAAUCAAUUUGGUUGGCAACAGACUUUGUAAGUUGCUGCUCCAGCACCACAGCAGAUCCAGGGAUAAAAUUCCAGCUGCAGCAUUGAAGUGAUCUGAUUUUAAUAUAUUAUAUUUUUUACAUUUUACGAAUAAUGUGCAUUUUAAUGUUUUCUACUAAUCUUAUGAACGUAUCAACUUUAUUAAAUUUAUUUAUUAAUACAAAUCAUACUAAAA
Messenger RNA from Lucilia sericata (common green bottle fly), 914 nucleotides. RefSeq lists its product as uncharacterized. The transcript has a single exon. Bases 63 to 731 code for a protein of 222 amino acids. NCBI's taxonomy places the organism in Eukaryota, Metazoa, Arthropoda, Insecta, Diptera, Calliphoridae. The record is from RefSeq and is a predicted model, not a curated record.